Messenger RNA from Hemibagrus wyckioides, 7506 nucleotides. It is a transcript of the gene rims2a, whose product is annotated as regulating synaptic membrane exocytosis 2a. The coding region runs from base 320 to 5053 and encodes 1577 amino acids. Gene Ontology annotation, molecular function: small GTPase binding; transmembrane transporter binding. Gene Ontology annotation, biological process: calcium ion-regulated exocytosis of neurotransmitter; regulation of synaptic plasticity; intracellular protein transport. Gene Ontology annotation, cellular component: presynaptic membrane; cytoskeleton of presynaptic active zone. NCBI's taxonomy places the organism in Eukaryota, Metazoa, Chordata, Actinopteri, Siluriformes, Bagridae. The transcript has 34 exons. The record is from RefSeq and is a predicted model, not a curated record.
UCUUCGGCCGUCAAUGACCGAGCACCGCUGUCGGUGCUGAGCUCUGCGUCCAUUUUUUUCUCUCUCUCUCUUCUUCUUUCUGUGCAUUUAAGAAACCUUGAAGAACACACAAACCUGGAAGAGAGAAGGAAGUAGAGCACGCAGGGAUUGAAAGCACACUGGAUGGGGUUUUUUUUGUUUGUACUCCAAGGUGCGACGAAGCUCCGCUGAGCGAUGGGUUAGGACGGAUUUUAACAUGAUGGCAAAAUAAACGGGCUCCUUUUGCACAUCUGUACGUCCGGAGAGGCGUGUGUGUGUGUGUGUGUGUGUGUGUGUGAACAUGGCCGCUCCGCUCGCGCACAGGGGCCUGGCCGACAUGCCGGACCUGAGCCACCUCACCGACGAAGAGAGGAGGAUCAUCCUCGACGUCAUGGACCGCCAGAAGAGAGAAGAGGAGAAAGAACAGUCCAUGCUGAAGGUCAAAGAAGAUCCAAAGCCUCAGUCGGCGCAGUGGUUCAAAAGUCCCUUUAGCGGGAUCACGGACCUGGUUAAUAAUGUUCUCCAGCCGCAGACUAAGUCACAAAAUGAGCCUCAGAAAGAAGCAGCGACGGAGGAGUCGGAAACGAAGCUACACCAGCAGUUCGAGUCGUAUAAGGACCAGGUGAAGAAGAUGGCGGACGAGGCUCAGACCGCUCCCCAGCAGAAAGGCGAGGCUCCCAUCUGCGGAAUUUGCCACAAGACCAAGUUUGCUGAUGGCUGCGGUCACCUCUGUUCAUAUUGCCAAACGAAGUUCUGCGCCCGCUGUGGAGGACGAGUGUCUCUCCGCUCCAACAAGGUAAUGUGGGUAUGCAACUUGUGCCGAAAACAACAGGAAAUCCUCACAAAAUCCGGAGCCUGGUUCUACAGCGGACCGGGCUCCACGAUGCCUCCGGGGGUUCCCGGGGUCAUGCGCAGGCGCCAUGAGGAGGCCCCUCAGGAGAAGAAAGCCAAACUGCAGGAAGCUCCGUUAUUAUAUCAGGGCUCCACAGUGGAGCACAGCAGGGCCCCUGGUCUCCUUCGUCAACACUCCCUGGACCCUGAAUGGAAAAGAAGCCCUUCGGCGUCUAGGGAGCCAAAUCCUAACUUCCAAAGGGAGGACCGUCCAUCACACUAUGCUCCGGGACAAGGUGGCAUGCCACGAUCACCCUCCGACUACGGUCGCCCCUAUGAGGAUGCGCAGUCAGCUCGGGCAUCAUAUCGUGCCCGUCGUGGUGCCUGGCACUCCCAGGAGGAGGAGCAUCACCCUCCUGAACCAGGCUUGGUAUCUGAACGUGAUCUCCAUAGCCAGGACGAGUUCCACACACGCUACCGGAGCGACCCAAACCUGGCACGGUACCCGGUGAAGCCGCAGCCAUACGAGGAGCAGAUGCGCAUGCACGCCGAGAUGUCACGUUUUCGCCACGAGCGGCGCCAUAGCGACGUCUCCCUGGCUUGCACCGAGGCUGAAGAGCGGCCCGGUGCCUGGCGUUACGGCCAUGUCCACACCCACGGCCCCUCCUACGGUCACCGGCCCUCCAAUCCUGGUCCACGGGACAAGACGGAGAACCUGCUGCGCAACGACUCGCUUAGUUCUGACCAGUCAGAGUCCGUUCGUCCACCACCACCCAGACCUCAUAAAAGCAAGCGGGGAGGCAAAGCAAGACGGGCUUCACUGAGCAGCUCAGAUGAAGAGCUUCCCACUACACCUGAGUACACCAGCUGCGAGGAUGUGGAGAUUGAGAGCGAGUCGGUCAGUGAGAAAGGGGACAGUCAAAGGGGAAAAAGAGAAACUAUUGAGCAGGCACACAUCUUAUCAGAGGGCCAAAAGAAAAUGGUGCGCUUUUGGGGCCACUCGUUGGAAGAGGAUGCCGAGUGGGGCGAGCCGCAGGUUAAAGACUCGGGCGUUGACACAUGCAGUAGCACAACGCUAAACGAGGAGCAUAGCCAUAGCGAGAAGCAUCCUGUCACGUGGCAACCGUCCAAAGACGGCGACCGCCUCAUAGGCCGCAUUUUGCUCAACAAGCGGCUCAAGGAUGGAAGCGUUCCCCGUGACUCCGGAGCUCUUCUGGGCCUAAAAGUGGUUGGAGGCAAAAUGACCGAGUCCGGUAGACUUUGUGCGUUUAUCACUAAAGUAAGAAAAGGAAGUUUAGCAGACACUGUCGGACAUCUUAGACCAGGUGAUCAGGUCUUGGAGUGGAACGGGAGAAACUUACAAGGAGCCACAUUUAAAGAAGUUUACAAUAUCAUUUUAGAAUCUAAGCCAGAGCCUCAGGUGGAACUGGUGGUGUCCCGACCCAUCGGAGACAUCCCCAGGAUACCAGACAGCACACACACACAACUGGAGUCGAGUUCCAGUUCAUUUGAGUCGCAGAAGAUGGACCGACCAUCCAUAUCCAUCACGUCUCCCAUGAGCCCCGGCGUGCUGCGAGACGCACCGCAGUACUUAUCCGGACAGCUCUCUAGCCAAAGCCUUAGUAGGAGAAUAGAGCCUUUUAACCCUAGGGUUCAGGUUAAACUCUGGUACGAUAAAGUGGGCCACCAGCUCAUUGUCACCAUCCUGGGAGCCAAGGACCUGCCGUCGCGAGAAGACGGACGACCGAGGAACCCCUACGUCAAAAUCUACUUCCUCCCAGACAGAAGUGACAAAAGCAAGAGGAGAACUAAAACGGUAAAGAAGUCUUUAGAGCCCAAAUGGAACCAGACGUUCAUGUAUUCGCCAGUGCAUCGGCGCGAGUUUCGCGAGCGCAUGCUGGAGAUUACGCUGUGGGACCAGGCGCGAGUCCGUGAGGAGGAGAGCGAAUUCCUCGGAGAGAUUCUGAUCGAGCUGGAGACAGCGCUGAUGGACGACGAGCCUCAUUGGUACAAGCUGCAAAUGCAUGACGUCUCCUCGAUGCCUCUUCCCAAGAGUUCGCCCUACCUUCAGAGGAGAGCCAUGCACGGAGACAGUCCCACUCGCCGACUACAGACUCACGGCUCGUAUUCAUACAAUUCAGGAUCUCACAGGAUCAGCGACAGCGAGAUCUCCGAUUAUGAUUGUGAGGAUGGCGUGGGAGUCAUUUCAGACUACAGGCAAAAUGGGCGAGAUCUCCAAAGCUCCACCCUCUCUGUACCCGAGCAAGUCCUGUCAUCCAAUCACUGCUCACGGUCGGUGGACAUUAACCGAGCACGUUCACGAUCACCCAGCGUUCCCCCUCCUCAGAGUCAUUUUCUCACCCUACCUCGAACGAGACACAGUCAGCCUGUUCAUCAUCAGCAGAUGGAACUCAGGAAUUACAGCAUGCAGGACAGGCGCGAAAUGGAACGGCCCAUGUACACGCGCUCACGUUCCACCGAGCGCCCUCCUGAUGCCCAUCACAUGAGAUCGUCCAUGCCCACGCUGUCAUCCGGACACUCUGCGCCGCCCUCGCCUGCCUUAACGAGGGCACACCCCCGCAGUGGAUCUGUCCAAACCAGUCCUACUAGCACGCCCAUGAACAGCAGGAGGGGACGACAGCUACCACAACUGCCCUCGAAGGGGACGCUAGACAGAAAGGAUGGACGAGAAGACCUUGAGCCUGGUCCAGAUGAAGAGGAGGAACCUGGAGUAAAUCACUUCAUUCCCUAUCAGUCAUCAGUUGACCCAGAAGCAGGUGCAAUGGACAUGGAAGAGAGGACACGGCAGAUGAAGCUGAAGGUGGACAAGUAUAAGCAGGGAUCAGGCUCUGACUCCCGCCUGGAGCAAGACCACCGCUCAAAGCAUUCCGGCAGGGACGGGAAGCUCGGGUUGGACAGUCUCUCGGCCAAAUCUUCCGACAGUGACAUGAGUGACGUGUCCGCUGUGUCGAGAAGCAGCAGUGCCUCUCGCUUCAGCAGCGCGAGCUACAUGUCCGUUCAGUCGGAGCGGCCGCGAGGCAACCGCAAGAUCAGCAAAACGAUGCAGGGGCGGAGCCUCUCCCGGGAGGGGGAGGAACUCUCUGGGGAGGUGUUACAUGAGGAGGAGGAGGGAGGGGUGGGGAAUGAUUUUGGGAGCAGUCGAAAGGCAAAGACGUAUAGAGUAGAUAGAGAGGCGGAGUCUAUUGAGGAAGCGGCCCAGAGGAGGUUCUCAGACAAUGACCUCAGCGACUUUGCAUCCAAAAUGAAAAACAGGCAAAUGGGCGUGACAAGUGGAACCAAUCUGACCAAGAGCACUAGCAUCGGCGGGGAUAUGUGCAGCCUGGAGAAGACAGACGGCAGCCAAUCGGACACGGCCGUGGGCAUGGUGGGCGGAAACCUCAAAAAAAGGCGCUCGAGCAUCGGGGCAAAGAUGGCCGCCGUGGUGGGCAUGUCCCGCAAGAGCCGCAGCACCUCACAACUCAGCCAAACAGAAGCAGGAGGAAAGAAGCUGCGCAGCACCGUUCAGAGGAGCACUGAAACAGGUCUGGCUGUGGAGAUGAGGAACAGGAUGACGCGACAGGCCAGUCGCGAGUCCACCGACGGCAGCAUGAAUAGCUUCAGCUCUGAGGGGAACUUGAUCUUUCCCGGAGUGCGACUCUCCGCAGACAGCCAGUUCAGUGACUUCCUGGAUGGACUAGGUCCUGCCCAGUUAGUAGGCCGACAGACUUUGGCUACACCUCCAAUGGGCGACAUUCAGAUUGGAAUGGUGGAGAAGAAAGGAGCUCUGGAGGUGGAAGUUAUUCGGGCCAGAGGCCUUGUGGGUAAACCAGGAUCUAAGGCACUGCCAGCCCCUUAUGUGAAGGUGUACCUGCUGGAGAACGGAGCAUGCAUAGCCAAAAAGAAAACAAAAGUAGCACGUAAAACCUUGGACCCUCUUUAUCAGCAGCAGCUGUCCUUUGAAGAGAGUCCAGGGGGAAAAGUCUUACAAGUCAUCGUGUGGGGAGAUUACGGACGAAUGGACCACAAAUCAUUUAUGGGCGCCGUUCAGAUACUUUUAGACGAGCUGGACUUGUCCAACAUGGUGAUUGGCUGGUUCAAGCUCUUCCCCCCAUCCUCACUGGUGGACCCGACACUCGCUCCUCUGACUCGAAGAGCAUCGCAGACCUCUCUGGACAGCAGCUCUGCGCCGUUCGGCCGCUCGUAGCACAGCGCUAACGACUAGCAUGGUUGUUUGUAGCAUCAUCCAUCAUCCCGAUGGUGGGAGAUUUGAGAUUUGAGGCCAGUUGCUGCCCCUCCCCAGUAACACACACUGCAUGCUUGGUGUUGUCUUCUGAGCCUGUUUCUUAGGGGUGAAAAACUAAAAGCGGUCCUGUGUUUGCUCGCAAAAAUAAUUAAAUAAAGAAAUAAUACUAAUAACAGAUAAAUAAACCUAAAGCCUCGCACAUGUUGAGCAUGGAGAGCAACCCCCUACAACCGGGGAACAGCCAGACGAAGGAAACGGACCUCUCUUUUUUGUCCUUUUUCAAAGCCAUGGGGUUCUACACAAAAAACCCAUAUCGUUGCUCAUUUGUUUCUCUUCCAUUAUCGUUCAUUGUUCAUUUGUAUGUGAACGGGUGAAGAGCGGUUCUCCAAAAUGGGUCAUGCCAUUUAAACAGACCCAGAGUUUGUCAUAUGGAAAAGAGUUCGUAUUAAAAACCGUCUGCACUCCCCAGAUAUGCACACGAUCGCAAGCGAGACUGUUUAUAAUUUUUUUGUAAAAAAAAAAAACCAAACAAACAAAAAAAAAAAUCGCAAUACCGAGAAGGUUACACAAUCGACAGAGAUAAAGAGACGCUUCGAGAUUCCCUCCGGGAUGAUGAACGUUUUGGAGCGGAAACGCGGGAUUUUUCUGUUGAUACUGUAUGAAAUUUCAAAGGGACUCUUUUAUUUUAUUUUGAUUUGAUUUUUAUUUUAUUUUUUUCCUUUUGCAUGGACACAAAAUUUAGCUGAUCUUAAAGAAACAAAUAUUUUCAUGAGAUUGCAACUUGCAAAAAAAAAAAAAAAAUGAAAAAGAAAAAAACGAUGAUAUACACAAAUGAAACAGAUCAGCCAUUUUUUUGGAAAAAAAUUUCUAUUAUUUUUAAAGAGAAAUUUCACUAGUGCAUGGUUUUCAUGGGGGGAGUGAAUGCAAUGGCGUGAUUUAAAAAAAAUAAAUAAAUUAGAAAUCCUGUUUUAUUAUUAUUAUCCUAAAGGCUAGGGUCUAUACUGUAUUUUUACGGACAUUACGAUUAAAUAAGGACUAUAGAAUUUAUUUACAGGGAGAAGAAGAAGAAGAAAAAAAAAAGAAAAGAAAACGUGACGUAAAGAAAAAGAGAAAUGUAUUAUUUAUGUCAUCGAUGAUAAAGGGGAUCAGAGAUCAUGUGCAAAUUGUACACGUUUCUUUUUCUCUUUCUUGUCCCAGGGUAACUCUUGCUGCUCUUGUCAGACCCCCACCCUCACCCCCCUUUCCCCCUCUCCGAUACCGGUCCCACGUUCUCCGCAGGGCCUUUUAUUGUACUUUAUUUUGGACUCGAUUAGAUUUAACAAGCAUGUUGAAAUGGAUUUUCUGCAACAUGGCUUGGGCACAGUGUGCAGUAACACAGCAUGUUUUGAUAAAAAUUUGGAAAGGAAAAAAAUAUCUCUAUCUCUCUUUCUCUCUCUCUCUCUCUCUUUUUUUUUUUUUUUUUUUUUGCAAUUUCUUGUACAGUGCAUGUCAAUAUGUUCCUUUGGUCCCUGAUUGAAUUUUAAGGAAAUUUGGCUGGGUUUGAAUAAAACAUUCCACCGAUUUUGUCCAAUUUUGUUUAAAAAAAAAAAAAAAAAAAAAGAUGGGAAUUUUAUAUCCUGGAAAAAAAAAAAAAAACGAAGAUUCCCCCCAGUAUUCAGGAUGAAUGAUCCCAAGGUUGAUUUUGCAAAUGGUUCUCCUGCAUCUCAUGGACAGUUGCAGUAUUUGCGUAGUGCAGUUUUACACACAUGACCCUGGAUCUGGGACAACAUGGACUCUUGCAUGACAUGAAAACUUGCCAUGAUAGAAAAAAAAAUAGAGAUUUCUAUUACUAGAUCAUUUUUCUUGCGUAGAUUUCAGAAAGUUCCUUUAAUAUAUUUUUGUUAUUUUUAUUUACAAGCCAAGACCAGUUAAUUUUUUUCUUUUCUUUUUUUUUUUUAUUUUAGUAAUUAUCAAAACUUUGAGAUGAUUCUUCUAGGUAUAAUGUCAGAACGGAGCUACACCCGAGACAUUAUUCCUCUUCCAUGUAAAGCGAAAUCUAUUUUGGUGUUCAUUCUCUCUUCAUCUUUCCUUUUCUCUACCGAGCUAUGUAUAGAUUCUUUCUGAUUUGACAGUUGUAUAUAUUAUAUAUCAUAAGUUAUGGAAUUUGGAUUUAAAAAAAUAAAUAAUAAUAAUAAUGAUAAUAAUAAGCAGACAUCUAUAGAUAAGAUCGUGCGGAAUUGGGAUAAUGUCUCACUCGAGGAAGACAUGAUACACCCUUUUUGAAUGCCUUCUCUUUUUCUUUUUUCUUUUUUUUUUUUUUUCUGGUACAAUGUGUUCAUGCCAAGGCUAUGUCUUGGUUAAGUAUGGUUGAGUACAGAGAUUUAUGUAAGUUAUUUUUCAAAUUAAACAAUAAAAAAAAAGGGAUAUUACACUGA